Molecule: messenger RNA, 1437 nt
Organism: Cercospora beticola
Lineage: Eukaryota; Fungi; Ascomycota; Dothideomycetes; Mycosphaerellales; Mycosphaerellaceae
Biological process (GO): intracellular protein transport; endoplasmic reticulum to Golgi vesicle-mediated transport
Cellular component (GO): endoplasmic reticulum; endoplasmic reticulum membrane
Source: RefSeq, a predicted model, not a curated record
UGACGACGCGAGUGACGUUUGCGCGUCCAAGUUCCUCGUGCUCCUAAACAUCUCACACAACCUUGCUGCCUUUCCUUUGGAGCUUCCUACAAUCCCACUUCAGCAGGAAACAUCACCUUGGAAUACUUCACGAUCCACUUGACCUCUCCAAACCUUCUGACGUCUAUUUGCAACGGUUGCCUGCUGCGCCGAGCCUCCCAAGUCCAUACCGCCCUUCCAGCCAGAAGUGGGCAUACUAGCUCAGCUCUUCCGCAACCAUGACGCUCUACUACAGUCUGGUCUUUGCACUGCUUGUCUUCGAGAUGGCAGUGUUCAUGACACUCAUCAUUCCGCUGCCAUUCAAGGUCAAGCGCGGCCUUUUCACCUUCAUAUCGGAGAACCCACUGGUCGCAAAACUACAAUAUGGAUUAAAGAUCACAUUCAUAUUCAUUCUGAUCCUGUUUAUCGACAGCGUCAAUCGCGUCUAUCGCGUCCAGGUUGAGCUGGCUCAAGCCAAAUACAACCAGGGAGCCGGCGGCGCUGCUGUUGUGGCAGGCAGCGAACGCAUGGAGGUGCAGGCUCGCAAGUUCUACUCUCAGCGCAACAUGUACCUUUGCGGAUUCACCCUCUUCCUUUCGCUCAUCCUCAACCGAACCUACGUCAUGAUUCUCGACACCCUUCGCCUGGAGGAGAAGGUCAAGAGCUACGAAGGAGGUGGUCAGGGUAAGACCUCUUCGGGCUUGGGCGAGGCUGGUGGUCUUGGCGAGAUCGCACGACUGAAGAAGGAAUUGGCCAAGCGCGAUCAGGACAUUGAGACCCUCAAGAAGCAGAGCCAGGGUCUUAGCGACGAGUACAACCGCCUCGGUGACCAGGUCUCGCCACAAGACAGUGUGCCAAAGAAGGACCGGUAGACGAUGCACAUGCAAUACAUGAUGCAUGGCUCGGACAACAGGGCGCUGCGGUGAAGGCAUAGAUUAUCAGAGUUCUAUUGGUGUGCUGGGGGAACACAUGGAUAUGGAAUAAAAAAUGACGGGAGCGAGAAUCCCUAGAUGUAACGGUAUAAAAAUGGGCUUGCAAAAAUUCGCUGUUAAACAAGAGAUCAAAGGUGUAGGUUGCGCGCUCGAACAAGCGGCUCACGACUCUUGCCCAAACUUGCGUCUUCCCACGGUCCACAUACAACAUGCUGAGUCAAGGAGUGACUGGAAGGCUGUCAAUCGAGUCCGAAGAUUGAUACAGCCAGACAGCUGCAGGGCCUUGGCCACUCACCACUCACCAAAUGUGUGCGCGGUUUUAUUAAAACACAGAAGACUCCGUCAAUACAUGCCUUCGGCCGAAAGUAUUGAACGACCAGAAACAAGAGCUUUGCAAAGCGUUCCACCCAGAACUAUUCAGUCUGACCCUCAUCCACUUAUGCUUAGUCCGUAAUCUCUGACCUUUUUUAACACAGUUGAAACCCAC